GGCUAUUACCCCUGCUUUUUCAAGGGCGAAAACGUGAUUCUUCUGCUGUGCGUGGUUAUAGAUAUCGUUCCCCUGCCCGCGGACAAAAGGCGCUCAACGGUCUUCAUGGAUAAGGUCGACUACUGUGCGAAGGUAGAUAAUAUACCGAUGGGCAAGGAUUCGUAUUUGCCGUCGACCGCCAGCGAGUUCAAGAAACUCUAA
This is a messenger RNA of Dibothriocephalus latus, 201 nucleotides long. Lineage: Eukaryota; Metazoa; Platyhelminthes; Cestoda; Diphyllobothriidea; Diphyllobothriidae. The record is from the annotation of a GenBank genome assembly.